Messenger RNA from Colossoma macropomum (tambaqui), 2350 nucleotides. It is a transcript of the gene cnga4, whose product is annotated as cyclic nucleotide gated channel subunit alpha 4. Gene Ontology annotation, molecular function: cGMP binding; protein-containing complex binding; intracellularly cGMP-activated cation channel activity. The coding region runs from base 284 to 2122 and encodes 612 amino acids. NCBI's taxonomy places the organism in Eukaryota, Metazoa, Chordata, Actinopteri, Characiformes, Serrasalmidae. The transcript is spliced from 8 exons. Gene Ontology annotation, cellular component: intracellular cyclic nucleotide activated cation channel complex; plasma membrane. The record is from RefSeq and is a predicted model, not a curated record. Gene Ontology annotation, biological process: monoatomic cation transmembrane transport.
GAUUAUUACAGACCCCCUUAUAUAGGAGGCAAGUAUUCAUAGUAGAAAAGUCUGAUGACAGAUUGGAGGGUUGGUGAGGCCAUCUGUGCUGCUCUGAUUGCCUCUCAUGAGGGUUCUGUUCUUAUUGGUAUAUGCUCUGAGUCAGUGUGAGGAAUCAGCUCACCUGUGGAACCAUUGGGGAACUGACGCUACGGCAACCAACAUCGCCUGCGCUGCACAGGAUCAUGCUCCUCAAUCAGAUCUAUCCGUACUGAUUGGUAUUGGUACUCUACUGUAAGCUAGAAUGAAUCGUUGGACUAAACUUCUUAACUGGCAUCGCAUGCACAAGGAUGGCGAAGUGCAAGAAGAGAAAGCACAAGGUCAGGGAGAAGAGAAGAAGAAAGACGAGAAGGAAAAAAUCAAUUGGAGAGAGUGGGUGAUUGAUCCAUCUGGAGAGUUUUACUAUGGCUGGUUGCAAGUCAUGAUCUUUCCUGUCAUCUAUAACUGGGUUAUUAUUAUCCUGAGGGCCUGUUUUUAUGAGGUUGCGCAGACAUAUCUGGCAGUUUGGCUCACCUUAGACUACGUCUCUGACCUGGUCUACAUAGCUGACAUUGUUAUCAAAGUCCAUACUGGGUUCAUGGAGCAGGGUAUUCUUGUUCGUGAUCAGUCUCGUCUGAAAAAACGCUACCUACGAUCGUCUCGUUUCCUGUGGGACAUGGCCUCCCUGCUGCCCACUGACCUGCUUUACCUGCAGCUGGGCAUCCACACGCCCCUGGUCAGGGUAAACCGUUUCCUGCGGACAGCCCGCCUGUCAGAGGCUUUGGACCGUAUGGAGACUCGAACGGCCUACCCUAACGUCUUCCGCAUCUCCAAACUCAUGAUCCUCAUUUUCAUCCUCAUCCACUGGAACGCAUGCAUCUAUUUCUCGCUCUCCAACUACAUCGGCUUUGGUGUUGACGAAUGGGUCUACCCCAACAUCUCGGAUCCUGAGUUUGCUUCCAUGAGACGUCAGUACUUCUAUUCCUUCUGGUUCUCCACUCUGAUCCUCACUACAGUGGGGGACACACCUCAGCCACAACGUGAGGAGGAGUACCUUUUCAUGAUCGCCGACCUGCUGAUCGCAGUGUUGGUGUUUGCCUCUGUUGUGGGGAAUGUGAGCAACGUGAUCAUGAACCUGCAGAACCGAGACAACGUGUUUUUCCCCAAUCACGAGCUGGUGAAGGGCUACCUGCACAGCCGGAGAAUCACCAAAGAGCUGCAGGGCCGUGUUAACAGCUGGUACCAACAUCUACACAUCAAUAAAAAGAUCACAAGGGAGAAUGAAAUCCUCCAGCAGCUGCCUGUCACGCUGCAGACGGCCAUCACUGUGAGCGUGCACCUGCCCACGCUUUCCAAAGUGACUAUUUUCCAGAACUGUGAGAGCAGCCUGCUGGAGGAGCUGGUGCUCAAACUCAAUCCACAGGUCUACAGCCCAGGAGAGUAUGUGUGUAGGAAAGGAGAUGUGGGCCAUGAGAUGUAUAUCAUUAAAGAGGGAAAGCUGGCUGUUGUGGCAGAUGAUGGGGUCACUCAGUUUGCUGUGCUGGGUGAAGGGAACUUUUUUGGCGAGAUCAGCAUCCUGAACAUCAAAGGCAACAAAUCGGGAAACCGGCGCACAGCCAACAUCCGCAGCAUCGGUCACUCUGACCUGUUCAGCCUGUCCAAAGAGGACCUGACAGACACACUGUCUGAGUUUCCGGCUGCCAAGCGCCUGCUGGAGGAGAAGGGCCGUCAGAUCCUGACCAAGAUGGGCAUGCUGGAAAAGACGGACGAAGGCGAGGAGGAGAAAGAGAAGACAGAGGACAAGGUGACGCGUUUGGAGGGCAGCCUGGAGGAGCUGCAGACCAAACUAGCCCGACUGAUGGCUGAGCUGGAGUCCAGCGCCCGAAAGAUGACGAGGCGUGUGGAGCACCUGGAGCUGCAGACGGAGGGCUGGGAGGGCAUAGUGGCUGAAGGAGCCUGGAGCGAAACGGAGGAGGGAGAGAGAGAGAGGGAGGUCGGGGAUGGAGAGGGGGAAAAGGAGGAGGAGCCAGAGGGAGAGCGGGGAGAGGGGGAUGGGGGAGAAGAAGAGGAGGGAGUGGGGAAGGAUGUAAAAGAGAAAAAGUGAUGGAGAAAGAAGGCAUGUAAAGAAUGGGAAAAACUUAUUAUAUUAAAUCAUGAGCUACAAUACUAAACUUAAUCACAUGCCGGCACUUGCAUGUAGGGAUUACUUUUAUUUUUUUUUUUGCAGGUUUAACUACUUUUUUUGUCUUUUACUAUGAUUGUCUUUUCACUGAUUUAAAUAUAUGUGGUUAUCUUAUGACAUAUAUUAUCAUAUACAUAUAGAUAUCACUGC